AUGGUCGAGAAGAAACUUCCCCAGGUCCCUGAGACUGUCUUGAAGAGAAGGAAACAGAGAGCUGAGAUUAGGGCUAAGAUCAUCCAAAACAAAGUCAAGCUAGCUGCUAAGAGCAAAGAAAAGAGAGCAAAGAUCUUCAAAAGAGCCGAGAAGUAUGUGGCUGAGUACCGCCAAGCUCAAAGAGAACAACUCCGCUUGAAGCGAGAUGCAGAGAAGAACGGCGACUACUAUGUUCCCGAUGAACCCAAACUCGCUUUUGUUGUCAGAAUUCGUGGUAUCAACCAGAUCCACCCACGCCCACGUAAGGCCCUCCAAGUGCUUCGCCUGCGUCAAAUCAACAAUGGUGUCUUCGUCAAACUGAACAAGGCCACUCUUCCCCUCCUCCGCAUUGUGGAGCCAUACGUUGCCUGGGGUUACCCGAAUCUGAAGACCGUCCAUGAUCUGAUUUACAAGCGUGGAUUUGCCAAGGUCAAUCACCGACGAAUUCCGAUCACUGACAACAACAUUAUUGAGGAGGCCCUUGGCAAACAUGAUAUUAUCUGUAUGGAAGAUCUUGUUCACGAAAUCUACAAUGUCGGACCCAACUUCAAGGCAGCAUCCAACUUCUUGUGGCCCUUUAAACUGAAUAACCCUACCGGAGGCUGGACGAAGAAGACUAAUCACUUCGUCGAGGGAGGUGACUUUGGAAACCGAGAGGACCAGAUCAACAAGUUGCUAAGGAAAAUGAUCUAA
This is a messenger RNA of Cylicocyclus nassatus, 732 nucleotides long. The record is from the annotation of a GenBank genome assembly. NCBI's taxonomy places the organism in Eukaryota, Metazoa, Nematoda, Chromadorea, Rhabditida, Strongylidae.